AUGCCAAACGCCAAGACGCCCCCCAUUGUCAUGGACGCGUCCAAUGGCAUCGACGUCUAUGGGCCCUGGUUCGACGGAGUUGCCGCUCUCGAGAGCCUCAACUUGACACCCUCGGCCGUGGACAGCGCAAAGCGCACCAAGGUGGCCAUUGUCGGCGCCGGCAUGGCGGGCCUCAUGACCUACCUCGUCCUGGACCAAGCCGGGCUCACCAACGUGAGCAUCAUCGAGGGCAGCAGCCGCGUCGGGGGCCGCGUGCGUACCCAGUACAUGAGUGGCGGCCCGUUUGACUAUUCCUACCAGGAGCUGGGCGCGAUGCGCCUCCCCACGGCCGUUGUCCUGUCCAAUGCCACGUACAACAUCUCGGAGCAUCGCCUCGUGUUUGACCUCAUCGAGGAGAUGAACCGGCUCAACAAUGACGAGAGGCACAGAAUCGACUUGAUACCGUUCCUCAACACGCCCCCGAGUGAGCGUGUUCAUGGAAACGACGUCAGGACGACCACGACCCAGACCCCGCCAGUGGACGUGCCGCAUUCUGCUUCAGAACUAGAGGACCCCUUGCGGUCGACGCUGCCGGGGGAUGUCUUUCUCAAACAGAUGGCAUCCAACAUUUUCCAGGCGCACAGCGACUGGAUCAAGCACGGCCUCGCAGGUCUACCGGGCGACAGAUGGUCCCAGUUCGCCUUUGCGGUCAACCACCUCGGGGCAUCCCUCCGCGAUGCCAGUGAGUUGACGAGUGGCCCGGAUUCGAUGAGCUACUGGGCACCGCUUUGUGCGAAAAUCGUCCUGAGCCCCGAGACGCAAUAUCAGACGAUUGAUGGAGGCAUGAGUCGCCUCCCGCAGGCUUUCCUCCCACACGUCGGCCCCUCGAUCACGUUCAACAGCAAAGUCGAGCGCAUCGCCUGGAACGAGAGCGCCCAGAAGCUCACGCUGCAGUGGAGGCGCAGCCACGCGAAACGCUUCGAUCAAGGCGAGUACGACUAUGCCAUCGUCGCCGCGCCAUUCUCCGUCGUGGACCGCUGGCGGCUCCCAGACCUGCCUCGGACCAUGAGACACGCCAUCAACACGCUACACUUUGAUUCCGUCUGCAGGGUCGCGCUCGAGUACAAGACGCGCUUCUGGGAGCACCUCGAUCGUCCCAUCUACGGCACCUGCUCCACGGUCCCCGCCAUCCCGGGCAUCAGCAAGAUGUGCUAUCCCUCGUACAACAUCAACGGCAGCGGACCGGCCGCAGUCCUUGCCUCGAGCUCCAUCCAGCGGCCCUGGGGCGUCGACUGGUCGGGCGUACCGGAGGCAGAGCACGUGCAGUACGUCUUGGAAGCCAUGAUCGAGAUCCACGGCGAGGUCGCGCGGGACCAGUACACGGGCAAGUACGUGCGCAAGUGCUGGGGCCUGGACGAGUUUGCGGGUGCGGCGUACGCAACGCCGACGGUCGGCAGCGUCGAGCUGUACCUGCCGCAGUACUUUAGAACUCACAAGCACAUGAUUUUCGUCGGCGAGCACACUUCGUUUACGAAUGCCUGGAUCGUGUCGGCGCUCGAAUCCGGCAUCCGGGGGGCGGUGCAGCUCCUUCUGGAGCUCGGCCUCGUGGACGAAGCAAAGGACGCUGUCAACAAGUGGAUGGCGCGCUGGAUCAGCGCGGCUGCAGCCGGUCCAGUCCAUCCCCCUCACGUCCCGGUCGACGACGGGCAGUAA
Purpureocillium lilacinum is the source of this 1692-nucleotide messenger RNA. The record is from RefSeq and is a predicted model, not a curated record. Lineage: Eukaryota; Fungi; Ascomycota; Sordariomycetes; Hypocreales; Ophiocordycipitaceae.